This is a messenger RNA of Entamoeba histolytica HM-1:IMSS, 2274 nucleotides long. Its product is annotated as DEAD/DEAH box helicase, putative. The transcript has a single exon. Bases 1 to 2274 code for a protein of 757 amino acids. Lineage: Eukaryota; Evosea; Mastigamoebida; Endamoebidae. Gene Ontology annotation, biological process: mRNA splicing, via spliceosome. Gene Ontology annotation, cellular component: spliceosomal complex; intracellular anatomical structure. Gene Ontology annotation, molecular function: ATP hydrolysis activity; RNA binding; ATP binding. The record is from RefSeq and is a predicted model, not a curated record.
AUGAGUAAAGGAGAAGAAAAUGAAUUACCAAUAAUGAAAUAUAAAGAACAAAUUAUUAAAUGUGUUAAAGAAAAUCAAAUAACUAUAUUAUUAGGAGAUACUGGUUGUGGAAAAACUACUAUGGUAAGUCAAUUAUUAUAUGACAACUCUAUUCCUUGUGUUAAUCCUUCUAUUGUUACAACAAAUCCAAGAAAAAUAGGAGCAGAAAGUGUUGCAGAGAGAGUAGCAGCAUUGAGAAUGUGUGAAUUAGGAAAAGAAGUUGGGUAUAAAGUUCGAUUUGACAAUCAUACAUCAAAAGAAACAAAAUUAUAUUAUGUUACUGAUGGAGUGUUACUAACAGAAAUAUCAAAUGAUUUUGUUUUGAAGAAAUAUGAUAUUCUUAUUAUUGAUGAAGCACAUGAAAGAAGUAUUAAUACUGAUUUUCUCAUUGCUUAUUCUUCUAGAUUAAUUACUCAAAGAAAAGAUAUGAGGGUUAUCAUUUCUUCAGCAACAAUAAAUACAAAUCAACUUGAAGAAUAUUAUAAAAAAGUUGGAUGUUCAGUUGGUAGGAUUAAUGUUAUUGGAAAACCAUAUAAUGUAGAAAUGAAAUGGGGAGAAGGAAAACCAUCUUCUACUUUAAAUCAAGUAGUAGAUUGUAUUAUUUCUAUUCAUUGUAAACAAGAAAAAGGUGAUGUUUUAGUAUUUCUUCCUGGGUCUGAAGAAAUAGAGAAAUGUUGUUCACUUUUAGCUGAAAAAGCUACAGAAAUAACUGCAAAUUAUGAUUUAAUAAUAUUACCAUUAUAUUCAGCACUACCUCUUUACAAACAAAAGCGAGUAUUUUUUAAAACACCAGAACAUGCAAGAAAAAUUGUUAUUUCAACAAAUAUUGCUGAAACAUCUAUUACUGUACCUGGAAUAAAAUAUGUAAUUGAUCAAGGACUUGUUAAAGUGUUAAGAUCUUCAAAUGGAGCAGAAGGAUUAAGUCUUGAAACAAUUUCACGUGCUGAAGCUGUACAACGAGCAGGAAGAGCGGGAAGAACAUCAAAUGGAAUAUGUAUACGUUUAUACUCUGAAGAAGCAUUCAAUAACAUGAAAAAUGAAUCUACACCAGAAAUAACAAGAGUAAACCUUGAAGGUGUUGUCUUAAAAUUAAAGUAUUUAAAUAUUAGUUUAGAUGAAACAUUCUUUUUAGAAGAUCCUCCAAUUUAUUCUGUAGUUGAUGCACUAAAAGAAUUAUAUUGUAUUAAAGCUAUUGAUGAAAAUGGACAUAUUACUCAAUUAGGAAUAAUGAUAAGUAAAAUUCCUUUACCUCCAAGAGCUGCUGUUGUUUUGUAUUAUAGUUAUUUAGGUCAUUCAUUAGAAAUUAUUUCACCAGUAUUGGCAAUGCUAAACCAAGAGAGUCUUUUUACAAAAUCAUUUCAAAUGAAGUCAUAUUCACAUGAAGAUCUUAUUUCUCUCUUUAUCACUUAUCAAUUAAACAAAAAACGAAGUGAUGAAUGGUUACAUUCUAUUGGUAUCAAUCCUCAAAUGAUGAAAGCUUCAGAACAAGUCAGUGCACAACUCAUCCAAAUGGCAGAAGAAUGUUUUGGACAGAAUAAAACAUCAACAACAGAUACGUUUAGAGAUAUUAUGUUAAGGUCACCAAAAGAAAUAAAAAGGUCUAGAUCACAUUCUAGACACUCUCAUCACAGACACUACCAUUUCUCAUCUCACAACCCUUUUUCAGAAGAAGAAAAAGCAUCGCACUCAUUGACUAUUAAACAACGUCGAGAUGAUAGUAGAAUAGAAAUAAAACAAAAAAGUGAAAAAGAUGAAAUAAAUGAACUUUUAAUAAAAUUUAACACUAAACAAAUCAUUGAGUGUUUUUAUGAAGGAUAUUGGAGGAAUACGGCUAAAAGAACAAGUACUGGUCAAUACAAUAUUAAAAAUACUCAAAUAUUGGGUUAUAUUCAUCCAACAAGUUGUUGUUAUGAUAUUCAAGACGCUGAGUAUGUAUUUUAUAUUUCAUUGUCAUUUACUACAGCUAUCUUUCUUAGAUGGGUUAAUAGAGUAGAUGAACUAAUGGUAAAUAAUAAGUUCCUUAAACAAACACCAACUGACAUUAAACAACUUAUUGGAGAAAAGUUAAGUGAUAAACUACAAAAGGAAAAACAACUAAAAAUUACACCAAUAAGAGAAACUGCUCAUAUAAAUGUUAAAAGGAUGGAAGUAAAGAAAGCCACCUCAAACCAAAUAAGUGAAGCAAAGAAAAGAUAUUUUGAGAGAAAAAUGAAGAAAGAGAUAAAUUCUAAGUGA